Messenger RNA from Raphanus sativus (radish), 432 nucleotides. RefSeq lists its product as uncharacterized. The coding region runs from base 1 to 432 and encodes 143 amino acids. Gene Ontology annotation, molecular function: nucleic acid binding; RNA-DNA hybrid ribonuclease activity. The transcript has a single exon. Lineage: Eukaryota; Viridiplantae; Streptophyta; Magnoliopsida; Brassicales; Brassicaceae. The record is from RefSeq and is a predicted model, not a curated record.
AUGAAUACUGCGGUAUGGGAUGGGUUCUACGAGAUCACAAUGGGGGUUGUGAGUUGGAUGGGUGCGAGGAAGAUACCAAGCUUGAGGUCCCUCUUGGAAGUAGAAGCAGAAGCGAUGAGAUGGACAAUGAUGCAAAUGGUUAGACUGCACUUUACUAAUGUGUGCUUUGAGACAGAUUCUAAGGAGCUAAUGGAAGCAGCUAACCAAACGGGGUUAAAUCCAGUGAUACACUCAUACGCCCAAGAUAUAGCAGCAAUUCUUGCAUCAAGGAGGGACUACAAAGUGGUGUUUAAAUGCAGAGAAGGAAAUCGUGUGGCAGAUAGAGUAGCAAAGGAAGCUAUAUCUUUAGAUAACAAUGCUUCCAAAUUGUACUCUGUAAUGCUAGUUUGGAUAAAAUCCCUUGUGGAAGAGGACCAAGGGUCUAACUGGUGA